UGCGAGUCGUCCUGACGAUUUACUAAGCGCUGUCAAAAAAAUCAUACCUGAUACCUAACAAUUGAUAAUUAUUUUAUAUUUCAUCGAAAAAUAUUAUAUAAAUAUUGUUUAAAAUAAUUUUAAAAUUGUUGUUUCUCAAAUUAAAAUCCAUGGCUUAAAAUUAAAAAUUUUUUUUUUGUAAGCUACUACUUUAGCUGACAAAACACUAUGAAGGGAUGCAACUCAAAUAUGAAACUUUUCAUCAGAUUUUUUAUGUUCUAUUUAUUAUCUGAAAAUUUCUGCGAGGGUUUCAAGUUUUCAAUGAUACGAGAACAUCCUGACUCAACAGCUGUCACUGAUAAAUUGGCAAAUUUUCUUGAAGAUUGUUUGAUUGAACGCUUAAAUCCUCUCAUGAUUUCCAUUAAUCUGGCUGAUAUAGUUUAUGGAAAUUUUCGAAAAUCAGGUCCACCACCAACGAUAAUAAUUGAUCAAAAAUUUCAGACGAAAGAUAUAAAUUUAUUUCCACCAGCCUAUCCCACAUAUUUGUUAUCUGCACAAUCAUCAAAAAAUCUCAAAUCUAUUCUUCUUAAAUUAAAGUUAUCUUCAUGGUGGAGUACCGAAUCCAUUUUCAUAGCCGUGGACGACAUUUCCGAAAAAUCGUGUGAAAAAGCACCGAAAUAUCUGCAAACAAUGUGGAAACUGAACUUGGUCACCUCAUUCUUCAUAUGCAAUGAAAACCACAGCGAUAUGAUGUUAUUCAUGUUUAACCCUUUUGCUGAUCGAGCUCCUAAUGGUUGGACGAAAAUGAAGGAUCUCGAAAUUAAAAAAAAUAACUCGUGGACGAUUUAUAAACAGAAGUAUUCACCUGGAAAAAAUUUAUGCAGUAGUUUAUUCUUCGAUAAAGCGAAGUUCCUUGAUGGCUACAAGAUAAAUGCUGUUGCAAAUGCGAACCCACAGAAGAAAUGGACACCAGGAAAGGCUUAUAAUCUAACAACGAUGCAGGACAAACUGAGUUCAUUCACAAAUAAAUUUUUUAGCACAAUAUUCCCACUUAUGAAUGUAACUCCGAGUAUUGAUUUCGAUUUGCCAGGUAACCAGAUUAAUGAUACAUCACAUGGAUUUAUAUUAAAGCUCGUUAAUGGGACACACGAUAUCGCCCUUAAUGGCCGUGAUCUCCGAGAAUACGUUAACGUUUCGUACACUUAUCCUCUUGACGAAAUAGAAAUAGUCAUCUUAACUCAACAUCGCAAGUUUUUAACCCCAUUCGAAAAAAUUUGUAAAUUUUAUAGUACGGGAGUUAUAUUACUGUCGAUUCUUGUUUUUCUAAUGACAUCUCUCUUUUUGACUUUCUAUUUCAAACAACCUUUUAUGUAUGCAUCCUUAGAAGUUCUCCGAUUGGCUUUGAGUGCUGGUAUUUUAACACCCUUGAGAACAUCUCGUAUUAGAAUUUAUUUUUUCACGGUUUUUCUCUUGGUACUCAUAAUUAACGCGACGUUCCAAGGCCACUUGUCCGCAUUUUUAACCAAACCUGAACGCCCAACUGUCGAUAGCUUUGAUGAUUUAGUAAAGUUCGAGUACUCUAUUUAUCUACCACCUUCUUCUGAGGUUUUAUUUCAACAAUUUCCGGAGUCUUAUAGGAAAUAUAUCAACCGAUCUGAAUGGGAUUGUCAUCAACACGUUUUUAAUGAUCCGAACUCAGGUUGUGUUGGAGCUGCUAGCCGCUUAGUAGAUCUUGCUGUAUCGAAUGACUCAUUACAUGUUUCGCCGUACGUAUUUCAUUUGCCAAAUACCAUCUUGGUUCGUCAAGAUUGGCCGCUGAAGAAAAAAUUCGACGCUAUUAAUUUGAGAUUAUUUGAAUCAGGUUUCUUACAAUUGUGGAAUGAUCAGGAAUCCAGAGAUCCUAUAAAAAAACUACACUUUAAAGAGGCUUUAUUAACUAAAGCCCGAUACCGCCCUAUCGAAGUUGAUGAUUUGAGCUUCAUAUAUAUAAUAUUCAUUAUUGGUCUAAUACUGGCAAUAAUAGCUUUUAUUUUUGAACUUUACUUCGGAUAAACAAAAUUUUAAAACCAGUUGAUCUUAUUCUUAUAAUAAAUCCAACCAAAACGACAUGUGUUAGAGAGUUACAACUUUCUUUUUUUGAAAAUUCAUAAUUAUCAUAGCGGAUAGUUAAUUCCGAAAUUAAUAACGAAUAAUGUAGUUGGAUUUUCUAUUUUAUCUAGAAGUGAAUAAAAAUAUUUAUAGAUGUGACUAAUUUCGAAAUAAUGUCAAAUAUUAUCAUCAUAAAUUUAUCAAUAAUUAUGUAACUUUUGUGAUAAAUAGGGCCAGGAUUUUUGCUUUAAU
This is a messenger RNA of Microplitis mediator, 2319 nucleotides long. RefSeq lists its product as uncharacterized. Bases 208 to 2031 code for a protein of 607 amino acids. The transcript has 4 exons. NCBI's taxonomy places the organism in Eukaryota, Metazoa, Arthropoda, Insecta, Hymenoptera, Braconidae. The record is from RefSeq and is a predicted model, not a curated record.